GAAAAAACAAAAGAGAAAGUCUUCCCUUUCAGUCCAUGGUUCGUCCUUUACUACCGAGAGAGAUAAACCAUCUGUCUCUCCUCUUCUUGUUCACUCUUACAAACUCCUCUCCCCGCAAAAAAAAAACAAUAUCUUCUUCUUCUUCUUCUUUCUCCCGUGGCGUCUCUUCCUCCGUGCAUUAAAAAAAACUUCAAAUUUCGUCCAUAUAAGCGUUUAGGGAAUCUAUAUUAGGUAAGAAGAUGGCUGCUGUUUUAAGAAAGUUACUACCUUUAGCAUCACCACCGACUCCUAAAAAGGAUGAUCACGAGAGCAGUGACGAUAGCAAUAGUUUUCAGAUUGAUUACUCAUUCGCCAACGAGUACAAAGGUCCUCUUAUCGCUAAUCUCCCACGAGCUGAUCCCGUCGAAAUCGAUCAGAUUCCCACCGCUCUUCCCGUUUCCUUCUCUUCCUUGUCCCGUGGUGUCUCUUACCCUGUGGUCCAACCUCUCGUUAAGGUCACCAAGAAGAAGAAGAAGAACGGUUUCGUUGACUCUGCAGCUUGUCCUAGCGUUGUCUUAAAGCCGCAUCACGUGGUUUCUGGCUCAUCCGCAUCAUCAUCAGCAGAUGAUUUAAGAGUUGUGGAUGUGGAGGACUCUGAUGGUGAGGAUUCUUCCAUUGGAGGAAACGGGAACCGUGUGAGAUUCGUUGUACCACCAAGUCAAGGCAGUGAAGGCGAUGAGAGCUCUUACUAUUACGACGGAGAAGAGAGUGUAACUCCAACGCCUAGAGCUGAGAGAAAAGGUAAGAAAGGGUCGUGCUACCGAUGCCUGAUGGGGAACCGAUUCACUGAGAAGGAGGUCUGCAUUGUCUGCCACGCCAAGUAUUGUUUCAACUGCGUGCGGCGCGCUAUGGGUGCCAUGCCUGAAGGAAGGAAGUGUGUGUCUUGUAUUGGUCUCGGUAUCGAUGAGUCCAAUAGAAGGAGCCUUGGGAAGUGUUCGAGAAUGCUGAAGCGUGUGCUCACGGAUUCGGAGCUUAAACAAGUGAUGAGCGAUGAGAUGUCCUGCAGGGCGAAUCAGAUGCCUUCGCGGCUUAUCGCUGUUAAUGGAAAGCCUUUGAAUGAAGAUGAGCUUUUCAUGUUGCAGAAUUGUCCACAUCCGCCUAAAAAGCUUAAACCUGGGGACUAUUGGUAUGAUAAGGUUGCUGGAUACUGGGGCAAGGUAGGAGAGAAACCUUGCCAUAUUAUAAGUCCUGAUAUGAAAAUAGGAGGCAGUAACAUCAAGAAGGAAGCAAGCAAUGGUGACACUGAGAUUUGUAUUAAUAACCGGGAAAUAACUAAGACAGAGCUCAUGAUGCUCAAGGUGGCUGGUGUGCACUGUGAAGGAAAGCCUCAUUUUUGGGUCAAUCCAGAUGGAACAUACUUAGAAGAAGGUCAGAACCGUGUCCUUGGGAACAUUUGGAGUAAGAAUAGAGCUAAGCUUGCUUGUGCUAUGUUCUCUCUGCCAUUUCUUCCGACUUCAUCUGCAGUAGAGCCAAAUGUUGAGCCCAUAUCUAAUAUGAAAAGGCUUAACAAGCUUCUUCUUAUCGGUAACGACACAUGUGGUGCCACUACUAUUUACAAACAAGCAAGGUCUCUCUAUGGAAUCCCAUUCUCUGAAGACGAUCGUGAAAGAAUCAAAUUCAUAAUCCAAACAAAUCUAUAUGCUUAUCUGGCCAUGGUUCUUGAGGCACACAAAAGAUUUGAAGAAGAGAUGAACAAUAAUCACUACACUGACCAAACAGGAGAUGCGAUCACUGCUAUAACUGUUAGCUCAAUCAGUCCGAGACUAAAACAUUUUGCAGAUUGGCUUCUGAAAGAAAAGGAAGACGGAAACCUCAUGAUAUUUCCAGCAUCAAGCCGAGAGAAUGCACAAACCGUUGCAGAUCUAUGGAGAGUGCCAGCCAUUCAAGACACUUACAAGCUACUUCGUGAUACAUUUCCUAGAAACGCUGUUUAUUUUCUUGAACGAAUUCUUGAGGUCUCGAGAUCAGAGUAUGAACCUUCUGAUAUGGACAUAUUGCAAGCGGAAGGACUCUCUUCUAUGGAAGGACUUUCUUGUGUGGAUUUCUCAUUCCCAUCAACUACUCAAGAAGUCUCUCUUGAUACCGAUGAUCAACAUGAUCCAAACAUGAAGUACCAACUCAUCAGGUUAAAUCCAAGAAGGCAUGGAGAAAACUGGAAAUGGCUGGAGAUGUUUGAAGAUGCUGACUUGGUGAUAUUCUGCGUCUCCCUAACAGAUUAUGGAGACUACAUAGAAGACGGUGCUGGUGUUCUUGUGAACAAGAUGAUAGCCAACAAGCAACUCUUCGAGAGAAUGGUGACUCACCCUAGCCUAGCUAACAAAAGGUUCCUUCUAGUUCUUACCAAAUUCGAUCUCUUAGAAGAGAAAAUCGAAGAGGUUCCUCUAAGAACAUGUGAGUGGUUCAAAGACUUCAACCCGUUGAUAAGCCAGAACCAGACGAGCAGACAUAACCCUCCAAUGGCUCAGCGUGCUUUUCAUUACGUCGGAUAUCAGUUCAAGAGACUGCAUGACUCACUUGUGGGACCCUUCUCGAUGCGUGGAAGGACGUUUAGACCGAAGCUGUUUGUUUCUCAAGUGAGUUUGGAGAGUGAUACUGUGGACAAUGCAAUGAAGUAUGCGAGAGAGAUUCUCAAGUGGCAUGUUGAAGAGACGUCUAUGAUCCAAGAAACGUCUACUAUUAGCAUCGAUGCCAGCUUAUCCUCUUGAUUCUUUUUAUUUUUGUGGAAUGUAUUAUACCAUGUUUGUUUGCAUGAUAUGUGCGUGUGUACAAUAGUUAAUCUUCAAGCGUAGGAGAAGAAAUAUAAAUGUAAUUUGAUUUUUCUGAAGAAGAAAAUGAGAAAUAAAGUGAUUACAGUUGGGAAAUUCA
Molecule: messenger RNA, 2904 nt
Organism: Brassica rapa (field mustard)
Lineage: Eukaryota; Viridiplantae; Streptophyta; Magnoliopsida; Brassicales; Brassicaceae
Product: extra-large guanine nucleotide-binding protein 2
Biological process (GO): G protein-coupled receptor signaling pathway
Molecular function (GO): guanyl nucleotide binding; GTPase activity; G-protein beta/gamma-subunit complex binding
Source: RefSeq, a predicted model, not a curated record